Plasmopara halstedii is the source of this 177-nucleotide messenger RNA. RefSeq lists its product as uncharacterized. Lineage: Eukaryota; Oomycota; Peronosporomycetes; Peronosporales; Peronosporaceae. The transcript is spliced from 2 exons. The record is from RefSeq and is a predicted model, not a curated record. The coding region runs from base 1 to 177 and encodes 58 amino acids.
AUGUUCGUUCUUCUUCCUUCCCAGUAUUACAGUUGUGCUUGGAAAGAUAAAGGAUGUACUCCGACGAACGCCCGUAAGCUGGAACUUGGCUGCCUACAAUGCUCCACUAGUUUACUCUGCUCCGAACGAUUUGUCUUAAAAGAAUGGAAUGAAGUCUCUGCCACGGACCUUGUGUAA